GUACAUCGAACGAACGAAUUUCACAGCAAGAUAACCAAUGGCAUUCAGGUUCAUCCUUGUUCUUGGCUUUGUAGCCGUUUUUGCUGAUAGCGUCGUAACACACCAUGCACACUCUUAUCAACAUCAUCAUGGACCUGUAGAAGGACCUGCCCACGAGGUUCAAUUCGUUGACAAACAUGGUCAUCAUCACGUGGACUAUGUGGCUCAUCCUAAGUACGGAUUCGCUUAUGGCGUCGAGGAUCAUCAUACCGGUGACUUCAAAUCACAAAAGGAGCAUCGUGAUGGCAAGAACGUCGCUGGAGAGUACAGCUUGAAGGAACCUGGUGGCAACGUGCGCACUGUCAAGUAUCAUGCGGAUAAGGAUGGUUUUCACGCAAUUGUCCAUAAUUCUGCUGGCAAUGAUCAUUCUGUCCCACAUACCCAUUCUCAUUAUUGAGACUCCGAUCGAACGUAAAUUUUGUAUUUUUUACCAAACAUUUGUUUACUU
Cephus cinctus (wheat stem sawfly) is the source of this 487-nucleotide messenger RNA. RefSeq names its product cuticle protein 19-like. The record is from RefSeq and is a predicted model, not a curated record. Gene Ontology annotation, cellular component: extracellular matrix. The transcript has a single exon. Lineage: Eukaryota; Metazoa; Arthropoda; Insecta; Hymenoptera; Cephidae. The coding region runs from base 38 to 436 and encodes 132 amino acids.